CCCGCCCGACUGGUUCCGUCCUCUCCUCCCGCCGCGCCCCUCCCCCGGCCAGACGGCGGAGGAUCCCGAGCGACAAUGAAACAGCAGCAGCAGAGCCCUCAGCCGCAGCCCCCCCAGGCGCAGCCCCUGCCCGCCGCUGGCGGGGGGGUCCCGGCCUUCCUCAGCAAGCUGUGGGCGCUGGUGGGCGAGGCCCCCAGCAACCAGCUCAUCACCUGGAGCCAGAAUGGCCAGAGUUUCUUGGUAUUGGAUGAGCAGAGAUUUGCAAAAGAGAUUCUUCCCAAGUACUUCAAGCACAACAACAUGGCAAGCUUUGUCAGACAAUUAAAUAUGUAUGGCUUCCGUAAAGUUGUUCAUGUUGAUUCUGGUAUUGUCAAACUGGAGCGAGAUGGUCCAGUAGAGUUUCAGCACCCAUAUUUUAAGCAGGGCCGGGAGGACUUGUUGGAACACAUUAAAAGGAAGGUUUCUUCUUCGAGACCUGAAGAAAACAAGAUACGUCAGGAAGAUCUCUCCAAAAUAAUAAGUAAUGCUCAAAAGGUGCAGAUUAAACAAGAGACUAUUGAAUCUCAGUUGUCUGCGUUGAAGAGAGAGAAUGAAUCCCUGUGGAGGGAAGUAGCAGAACUGCGAGCAAAACACUUGCAACAGCAGCAAGUUAUUCGGAAGAUUGUACAAUUUAUUGUUACCUUGGUGCAGAAUAACCAAUUAGUGAGCCUGAAACGCAAGAGGCCUCUACUUCUGAACACUAAUGGACCUACAAAGUCGAGUGUGUUUCAACAAAUCGUGAAAGAACCAGCUGACAGUAACCAUCAUGUACCUCUCAACAGAAAUGAGGGCUUAAAACAAAGGGAACAGAUUUCAGAUGACAUCAUUAUUUAUGAUGUCACUGAGGAUGUGGGAGAUGAAGAAAAUCCUGUGGGUGAUGAAGAAAAUCCCAUGGCUGAUGAAGAAAAUAUUCCCACUGCACCAGAAGCAAAUGAAGAUUCCACUUCUAAUUCUUCAAACUGUAGUCAUUCUCCUGAUAUUGUAAUUGUGGAAGAUGAUAAUGAAGAAGAAUAUGCUCCUGUAAUUCAAGGGGAUAAAAGCACAGAAUCAGUUGCUGUCCCAGCUAAUGAUCCACUCAGCCCUGUCGGUGACAGCACAAGCCCACUCAUGUCAAGUGCUGUACAGCUGAAUAACCAGUCAACAUUAACUGCAGAAGAUUCUGUCUCAAUGAUGGAUUCCAUACUCAGUGAGAACGGAGUCAUUUCACAGAAUAUAAAUCUCCUUGGAAAGGUUGAACUUCUGGAUUAUCUUGACAGCAUCGACUGCAGUUUAGAGGACUUCCAAGCUAUGCUAUCAGGACGACAGUUCAGCAUAGAUCCAGAUCUCCUGGUUGAGCUUUUCACAAGCUCCGUGCAGAUGAAUCCCACAGAUCAUAUCAAUAAUAUCAAAAUGGAGACAAAGGAAAUAGAAACUACCAAGAAUAAUGCUGGUCCUACGGCUUCACAUGAGACACAAGUUUCUAAGCCCAAAUCAGAUAAACAGCUCAUACAGUACACAGCAUUUCCACUCCUUGCAUUCCUUGAUGGGAACCCAGGCUCCACCAUUGAGAGUGGGAGCUCUGCUGUGGAAACUCCUUCCUGUGUUGACAAACCCCUUGAAGUGGAUGAGCUGCUGGAGAGCAGCCUCGAUCCUCAGCCCACCCAGAGCAAACUGGUGCGGCUGGAGCCAUUGACAGAGGCAGAAGCAAGUGAAGCCACGCUGUUCUAUCUAUGCGAACUUGCCCCGGCACCCAUGGACACAGACAUGCCCUUCUUGGAUAACUGAUGCAACGGGGACUCUUUAUAUAGCCAUGAACUAUUUAUUUAGAAUAUUGUUUGGUAUAUGAGUUUUUUGUAAAUCACUGUUUUAUGUAACCAGGUAACGUGGAAUCCAAAAUACUUUUCCUAUGUUACUUCCUACAAGCAACUGUUUAACUGUGUGGUUAGAACAGCUGUGAGGCACGGUUGGCAAUACCAAGUUAAGACUUGCUGUACUGCUGUGAAAUACUUGGUAUUACACAUAUUGCUAAGUAUCCGGGUAACUGCAAACUUGUUGAUAGUAAGCUUUAUGAUUUCUUAUACUUCUGGUCGUACAUACGAUGAUGUAAACUAGUAGUGUAUGGUUAGAGAACACUGACUUUCUGUAUUUUGGUUUUUUUUUUUUCUAUUUUUUACAACAUUUUAACAAACAUAUGGCUUUUUGGGGGUGGGGGGGACCAGGACCUGAUGUAGGCUUUUUUUUUCCCUGCUUGAACUGGGAACAAAGUGCCUGUACCUUGCAAAAUCUUGGUUCUGCCUUACUUUCACUUCAGCAGAAGUGCUCACACAUAGCACAAACCGGGGAAAAGUUCUUCACAGCCACCAGGCCCCUUGACUGCAUGAGUACUUUUAUCUUGGACCAUCUAUGCUGGUAAAAUAAAUGUUACUUAAGUAAGUAA
Pezoporus flaviventris is the source of this 2455-nucleotide messenger RNA. RefSeq names its product heat shock transcription factor 2 (gene HSF2). The record is from RefSeq and is a predicted model, not a curated record. Gene Ontology annotation, molecular function: DNA-binding transcription factor activity; sequence-specific DNA binding. Bases 76 to 1803 code for a protein of 575 amino acids. Gene Ontology annotation, biological process: regulation of DNA-templated transcription. NCBI's taxonomy places the organism in Eukaryota, Metazoa, Chordata, Aves, Psittaciformes, Psittacidae. The transcript has 13 exons.